CUCACUUUCAGGGAUAAACAAACACCAGAUCGGAAUAAAGAAAGAGAAAUACUGAAGAAUGGCGAUAAACUCACUAUUCCUGCUUCUUCUGCUAAUGACGAAUCUCGCAGAGGCUCGUCCGUUGAGCGCAGCACCUUCCUUGGCCCCACAGGGUGAGGUAUUUGUCCCUACCUCUAGUCGUGACUGGCCUAAUGAGGACACUCCCGUCAACUGGCCAUUGGUGGGUGGCAUCCUAGCUGGUGGGUUCCUACUUUUCGCUUUAUUAGUAGUGGGGCUAUGUUACUGUACGGCUGAGACUCCAGUAGUUGCAAGCGGAGGUGGACCCGGACCUACCUCAGCUACUGCAGAGAGAGGAGGUGAACUCGUCGUUCUAGACCAGGCCGACCAGCCUCAGAGACUUGUUUGGAGAGCUUUCAGGUAGUUUGCACUAUGACGGUUUGAUUAGAUUAAAUCCUUAGCUACGUGUAGUUUAAAAUUCCAUAGACUUUGAUGUAAAAGAAACGCUGGUUUAAACCGAGACCUCAACAAAAUACUACACCAUAUUAAUUUAUCAAGGUUUCAUCAGUGUAUCUUUGUGUGUUUAACUGUGUUUCAUUUCCUUAUAAAUAUUGUUAUGUGACUUAUAUGA
Papaver somniferum (opium poppy) is the source of this 628-nucleotide messenger RNA. RefSeq lists its product as uncharacterized. The record is from RefSeq and is a predicted model, not a curated record. Bases 59 to 421 code for a protein of 120 amino acids. NCBI's taxonomy places the organism in Eukaryota, Viridiplantae, Streptophyta, Magnoliopsida, Ranunculales, Papaveraceae. The transcript has 2 exons.